Molecule: messenger RNA, 1644 nt
Organism: Echinops telfairi (small Madagascar hedgehog)
Lineage: Eukaryota; Metazoa; Chordata; Mammalia; Afrosoricida; Tenrecidae
Gene: NEIL1
Product: nei like DNA glycosylase 1
Exons: 11
Coding region: 304-1455 (383 amino acids)
Biological process (GO): base-excision repair
Cellular component (GO): nucleus
Molecular function (GO): DNA N-glycosylase activity; DNA-(apurinic or apyrimidinic site) endonuclease activity; zinc ion binding
Source: RefSeq, a predicted model, not a curated record
AGUGACCUGGUGCACCAGACCCAAGCCGCCCUGGACCCCGGGACACUCUGAGGGUCGAGUCUCCGCCUUCUGCCAGCUGCUGGUGGUUUCAAACCGCUGACCUUGCAGUAGCAGCCCAAUGCCUAACUGCUACACGACCAGAGCUCCUAAAACAAUCCCAGGUGGCUCUAAAUGCAAGGCAAGCCUGGGCUCCCCGGUGUGUGCUCCUGGAUCUGCAGGGCCUUGUUGUGUGUGGGUCGUGGUGGUUGAUUAAUGAAAGACAAAUGAAGUCCGCUCCCAGGGCUCAGCCACCCCUCCUACAGGAUGCCCGAGGGCCCCGAGCUGCAGCUGGCCAGCCUCUUUGUGAACAAGACCUGCAAGGGACUUGUGUUUGGCGGGCCGGUGGAGAAGUCCGCUGUCAGCCGAAAUGCUGAGGUGCCCUUUGAGAGCAGUGCCUACAGCAUCUCAGCCACAGCCCGGGGCAAAGAGCUGCGCCUGACCCUGAGCCCUCUGCCGGGCGCCCAGCCUCCUCGGGAGCCAUUGGCCCUCGUCUUCCGCUUCGGCAUGUCCGGUUCAUUCCAGAUGGCACCCGGGGAUGCGCUGCCACGCCAUGCCCACCUGCGCUUCCACACGGCCCCGCCUGGCCCCCGGCGUGCCCUCUGCUUUGUGGACAUCCGCCGCUUCGGUCACUGGGACCUCGGGGGCGAGUGGCAGCCGGGCCGAGGCCCCUGCGUCAUCCAGGAGUAUGAGCAGUUCAGGGAGAACGUGCUGCAGCACCUGGAGGACAAGAUCUUUGACCGGCCCAUCUGCGAGGCCCUCCUGGACCAGAGGUUCUUCAAUGGCAUUGGCAACUACCUUCGGGCCGAGAUCCUGCACCGGCUGAAGAUACCCCCCUUUGAGAAGGCCCGCACAGUGAUGGAGGCCCUGAAGCAGCGAAGGCCGAGCCCAGAGCUGACACUGAGCAAGAAGAUCAAGGACAAGCUGCAGAACCCGGACCUGCUGGAACUGUGCCACUCUGUGCCCAAGGAAGUGGUCCAGCUGGGGGGCAAAGGCUACGGGGCGGAGAGUGGGGAGCAGGACUUCGCCGCCUUUCGAGCCUGGCUGCGAUGCUACAGCGUUCCAGGCAUGCGCUCCCUGCGUGACAGGCAUGGCCGUACCAUCUGGUUCCAGGGGGACCCUGGACCGCUUGUGCCCAAAGGGCAUAAGGCUCGUGCCAAGAAACCCAGGGAAACCCAGCCGGACACUGAGGACGGAAAGGAGGACCCUCCACCUCCAAGCCAGACCCCUUCCAAGGCACGAAGAGCACAGAGAACCCUUCCCAAGCAGCCUGCACCCCAGGACCUGGAAGCUCCCACUGCCCCCAAGAGGACAAGGAGGGCCAUGCAACCAGCAGCCUCAGGCCCACGCCGCAGAGGCCGCAGAGUGCAGAGGACCAGGCCCGAGCCCGGAGAGCAGCAGGGCACCUCAGCUUCUUAGCAGGAGCCCCCUUGCUUUGGGUCUCCCCUCCCUGCUGCCUAGCCCUGGAUCUGGCUGGGGCCUGUCCGGCUUCUUAGAAGCUGGGCACUGCACAAGGGUGAUGUUUUGAACUGCACCCUCACUCUCCCCAUUCUUAAGCCUCCGUGAAAACGUGGUUUUUAAAGAUAAGUAAAGUUAAACUUCCAGGAA